Erpetoichthys calabaricus (reedfish) is the source of this 2074-nucleotide messenger RNA. Its product is annotated as caspase-1-like. The record is from RefSeq and is a predicted model, not a curated record. Gene Ontology annotation, molecular function: cysteine-type endopeptidase activity. Gene Ontology annotation, biological process: proteolysis; regulation of apoptotic process. The transcript has 9 exons. NCBI's taxonomy places the organism in Eukaryota, Metazoa, Chordata, Cladistia, Polypteriformes, Polypteridae. Bases 720 to 1838 code for a protein of 372 amino acids.
UGUCUACGAGAGUGCGGCUCCGAGAGUGUGCACUGACCUGCCGUCUUGUUCUUUCGUGCCUUAGGUUUUUGGAGCAGUAAUUGAAGAUUCAGAAAAAUGGAUGAACGGACAUAAUGUGUGUAAUCACAGAGGUGUUGAAAAUGAGAUUCGAUUGUUUACUUAUACACUGACUGCUCUUCGCUUAUCAGUACGAGAUGUAACAGUGGAAUAAAAGGGUUCGUUUUGGUUCACACACACACAGACAGACAGCACAGCAGAGCGGAACGGCGAAAAAGGCACAAAGGAACUGAGCGAAAUACAGAAAGUAGCAAUGUCAAAAUGACCAUCGGAAAACUGACAAGGUCGUCCACUUCUUGUACGGCUGGACGAGUGAACUUUCAUCACUUUACUCUAACAGGUAGCGAAAACGUGAAUUCGACCCCGAGCCUAAAGCCUUAAAACGAAAGUGAAAAUAAAAAUGAAUACUCCAAACCGGAAAAGAAUCAUCGAAACGGUCACUAGGCCGAGGCCAGCGAUUCGACACCAGAUAAGAGAGAGGACAGCGUGACAAAUGGCAGGUGGGAGAAAUAAACCAGACAAGCAAGUGGUUGUAGUAAUCCAAAAGAAGGUGUUAUUGCUCUUCUGCCUUAAUUGAACAAGCAGAGUCAAAACAAAUGGUGCCGGAACAGAGAAGACAACCACGUGUCAACAACCCACAAACCUAGUUCACCCAGAAGCUGAUGGACAAAAGAAUAAUGUUCAUAGAAGGUGCCAAUGUGUCUCUGAUUAAAGGCAUUGUGGAUGACAUGCUGGACCUGAAAGUCCUGAAUGAGGGGGAGAAAGAGGAGGUGAUUGAGAAUAACAAAGUCACAAGGGACCGGGCUCGUUCGCUGAUAGACAUGGUGAGGAAGAAGGGUAACUCUGCCAGCGAGAAGUUCUUGGAAAAGCUUUUGAGUCGGGACCACAACUUGUACACCUCUAUGGGGUUGGAUGACCAGUCAAUGAAAAAGGCAAAAAGUGACUUGCAAGAAACAUCUGGACCUCAGGGAACCCAGUCUGCUGGACCAGAGACGUGGUUAACACUCUCAACCUCUGAAUUCAUCAAGAGUAUUCAGGAGAAGGAAGCUGACUCGAUUUAUGAAGUGUUUGAUAAAAGAGAAAGAAAGCGCCUGGCUCUGCUUAUUAACAAUGUUGAGUUUGACAAUCCUAAAAUGAAAAGGAAUGGGGCGAUGGAGGAUCAGAGCCAAAUGAAGAGGCUCCUGGAAGAACUGGGGUACAGGGUGGAUAUCCACAACAAUCUUAGUGCACAGGAAGUGGAACAAGCCCUUAAGAAUUUUGCAUCACAUGAAGACCAUAAGCUUUCUGAUAGCACAUUUGUUGUUUUGAUGUCUCAUGGACUCCGGAAUGGGAUUUGUGGGAAGCACUACCAAGAUGGAGAUACAGACAUUUUCUCUACUGAUAAAAUCUUUGAUAUAUUUAACGCAAAAAACUGUGCUGCACUGAGGGAGAAGCCCAAGGUUAUCAUCAUCCAAGCUUGCAGAGGAAGUGAAAAUGGUUCUGUAUGGGUGAGUGACUCCUUGCCAGCUCUUAGUGAUGAUGGCUUGAAAAAAACUCACAAAGAAAAAGACUUCAUUUGUUUCUGUUCCAGCACUCCAGAUACAGUGUCAUGGAGACAUCCUCAAGAAGGGUCAUUACUUAUCCAAAGAAUAGUGGAGGUUUUCCGCCAAGAUGCUUACCAUGAUCACAUUGAAGAACUGUUCAGAAAGGUUCAAAGCCGGUUCAAAGAAUUUCCUCUUCAAAUGCCAACCAAGGAGAGAACCACCCUCUUAAAGAAAUUUUAUUUAUUCCCAGGAUUUUGAGAGGAACCUUUGAAUAUGCUAGUAAAAACAAUCAUUCCAGUUUUGUAUAUUUCUUACAAUUUAUUUUGCUAAAUCUUAAUACUUAACUUACAAUUCAUGAAAGUUAAAUUAAAAUGCAAAUAAUACAGUUCACUAAAUGUUAUUUUCAUGUGAUUAUGGGCAAUUACUUUUUGAUCUAUAGUACUUUAUUUUGUUGUGUUGGUCCAAGUUUUCUUUCAUUUUUUAAUAAACUUUUU